Messenger RNA from Adineta steineri, 1002 nucleotides. The record is from the annotation of a GenBank genome assembly. Lineage: Eukaryota; Metazoa; Rotifera; Eurotatoria; Adinetida; Adinetidae.
AUGAUGAAUUCCGUUUGGAGACCAAUUCAACGAGGACUUGGUUUUGGUCAACCAACUCCUCCUACUAGGUCGGCUUGGGGUUUUAUUAAAAAAAUUCUCAAUGAUCGAUCAUUAGGUUUUGGUUCAUUACUUGCUUAUACUUUUAUAAUCGCUCUUUUACCAUUAGCAACUGCAGCUUUUGGUAUAUUUGGACUUGUUUUAAGUGAAGAUUCAAGUGCUAAACAAUCAAUUAUUGAUUCAAUUAUGAAUUCCUUACCAGAUAAUGCUACAAAAGCUGCUGUUGGACAGGUAACACAAUUAGCUGCUGAUAAUCUUUCAAGUGAUGCGGGUGGAAUUCUUGCUAUAGGUAUUAUAUUAUCAAUUUGGGGUGGAUCUCGUUUAUUUGUUGCACUUGAUGAAGUUAUAACAAUAUUUUAUCGUACACCUGAUCGUCCAUUUGUAAAAAAAAAUUUAAUAGCUAUUGGAAUGCUUAUUUUAUUUAUAAUACUUAUUUUAUUAAUUAUUGUUGCAAGUGGUGCACCCUCUUUUUUAAUUAACGCAUUACCAAAUCAAAAUGGUGCACAAUUUGGAAUAUUUGUUGCUGGUAUAGUUUUAUCAAUUGCUAUGGCAUUUCUCUUAUUUUUAGCAAUUUUUUUAAUUGUACCAAAUAAAAAAAUGAAAUUUAAACAAGCUUGGCUUGGUGCAUUAUUUGCAGCAAUUUUACUUGAUAUAUUUUUAAUUCUAUUUCCAUUAUAUAUACGAAGAUUUAUGGGCUCAUUUAUUGGUUUGAUUGGUUUUGUAGUUAUUCUACUGACGUUUUUUUAUUAUUUUUCACUUAUCGUUAUUUUGGGUGCACAAAUGAAUGCUUAUUUUCUUGAACGUAUACAACCAUUACCUGACGGUUUAGGUACGUUCUUAAGUCGAGCUGUUGGUAGAAUGCCAAGACCAGGACAGGCAUCUCGAAUGAAUUAUUAUCCAUCGGCUAGGACAGGACCACGACCAAGACCAUCUCGAUAUUAUUAA